AUGGCGGGACCCCGCGCCCCAACAGCAGCGACCCGCUCCGUGCCCGGCUACCCCAAGAACGCCGGAAACCCCACAACAAAGCCGGCAAUGGCGACACCCUCGCCGACGCGCAAACGAAAGGCCGAUCCCUCGGACGACGCAUCACUGCUAUCUUCAUCACCAAGUCAGGUAAAGAAACCAAAGACAGCCGGCGCGAGUACCGGCGAGAAGCGCCUGCGUCGAUACCGACCGAAACCACCCCAAAGCUUCCACGAAGUCUACCAUCGAGCGACGACACAGCGCUUCUAUGUCCUCGAGCGUCGACGAUGUGGGACCCCGGAUGCGCCCGAGGAGGAAAUAGAGUUGACCGGCUCUACUGGCAACGUGUACACCGUCAAGAUUGGUCAGACCCCGUCGUGCAGCUGCCCGCACUCCAUGAAGGGGAAUCAAUGCAAGCACUGGCUCUAUGUCAUGUCUCGAGUCCUCCGCGCCAAAUUCGAACACACGUACCAAUUGGCCCUGGUUCCUAGUGAACUGAAGGAGAUCUUCGACAAGGCCCCGCCCAUCGAUACCCCAGCCGACGAUACCCAAGAUAAGAAUCGAAAACCCAUUGAUGGCGAUUGCCCCAUCUGCUUCUGCGAGCUCGAGUCCGAUAAUAAGGAGACUAUUGUGUGGUGCCGCGCAGCCUGCGGGCAAAACAUUCACAAGGAGUGUUUCGAGACGUGGGCUGCAACGAAACGUCGCGGCAGCUACGGCGGAAGCGACGUGACGUGUCCAUAUUGCCGGAGCGUCUGGCAGGGUGACGAUGACAUGGUGAAGAACAUUAAGAAAGGCGGCAAGAUUACCCGUGAGGGAUACGUCAAUGUGGCUGAGCAGCUCGGUAUCAGCACGCAAAGAGAUUAUAGCACCUAUUCGAGAUGGUGGACAGGAGGUUACUGA
Molecule: messenger RNA, 918 nt
Organism: Colletotrichum orchidophilum
Lineage: Eukaryota; Fungi; Ascomycota; Sordariomycetes; Glomerellales; Glomerellaceae
Product: SWIM zinc finger protein
Exons: 3
Coding region: 1-918 (305 amino acids)
Molecular function (GO): zinc ion binding; ubiquitin protein ligase activity
Source: RefSeq, a predicted model, not a curated record